This is a messenger RNA of Salvelinus fontinalis (brook trout), 3016 nucleotides long. RefSeq names its product steroidogenic acute regulatory protein 2 (gene star2). Gene Ontology annotation, cellular component: mitochondrion; mitochondrial intermembrane space. Gene Ontology annotation, biological process: steroid biosynthetic process; regulation of steroid biosynthetic process; intracellular cholesterol transport. The record is from RefSeq and is a predicted model, not a curated record. Gene Ontology annotation, molecular function: cholesterol transfer activity; cholesterol binding. Lineage: Eukaryota; Metazoa; Chordata; Actinopteri; Salmoniformes; Salmonidae. Bases 159 to 1082 code for a protein of 307 amino acids. The transcript is spliced from 8 exons.
CGAGGAGAUGUUCUGCAACAAGGUGAACGGGAUACAGAAGAAUGUGAUAAGAAGAUCGCUCACCGCCAGAGAACAGAUGAAGAUAUUAGUGGAGACGGCCCUAUAAAGCCUGCAGCCUGGCACACUCAAGCUGCCGUCGCUGUCACCAACGUUACAGUAUGCUGCCUGCCGUGGUAAAGCUCUGCUGUGGAAUCUCCUACCCUCACCUCAGGACCAUGGCAGGACUGCAACGGCUAGCUAUCACAGCGAUCGGCCAGGAGCUAGCUCACAUGCAGAGGAAUGGGCAGACCCAACUCCCAGCAUGGACCAGCCAUAUGCGUUGGCAGACUGGCACCGCUCAGCAUCAACACAGUGAGAGCUCCAGAAGAGAGGUAGUCAUCCCAGUCCCGUUGAAACAGGAGGAGCUGCUGUACAUAAGGAGUGGGCACGAGGCGCUGGCCAAGGCUCUGGACAUUGUUGAGGACAAGAACGGAUGGAAAACAGAACUCACAGAGGACAACGGGGAUGUGAUCUACAGUAAAGUGUUGUCUGGGGACAGGAAGGUCUUCAGACUGGAGACUGUGUUAGACGCCACCCCAGAAGAGAUACAUCACAUCCUGUGGAAGGUGGAGGAGAUGCACCAGUGGAACCCAAGCAUCAAAAACAUCAAGGUUCUAAAGCAAGCUGGCCCGGAAACCAUGGUUACGCACGAGGUGUCAGCAGAGACAGCCGGCAACCUGAUAGGCCAGCGAGACUUCCUGAGUGUGAGACACUUCUCCAGACAGGAGUCAUGUAUCUAUCUGGGGGGAGCAGCCACGCACCUGGAGUCCUUCCCUCCUCAGAAAGGCUUCGUCAGAGCGGAGGACGGACCAACGUGUAUUGUCAUCGAGCCCCUGGCAGACGACACAGGCAGGAGCCACUUUACGUGGCUCCUCAACAUGGAUGUCAAGGGCUGGCUGCCAAAGUCAAUCGUCAAUCAAGCGUUGCCGCGAGCGCAGGUGGAUUUCACCCGGUGUCUGCGCAGACGGCUGGCCGAGGGACCUACUCAGCGACACACAAACCACCAUGCUCCCACAGUGUCUAGAGCCAGACACACUCUCUGACACACACUAAGUGGAGUUGAGUGCUUGGGAGUAGAGACAGAGAGAGACUUAGAGAGGGACUGAAGGACCUGGCUGCCAUUCACACACACACACACACACACACACACACACACACACACACACACACACACACACACACACACACACACACACACACACACACACACACACACACACACACACACACACACACACAGAGACAGAACCUUCUGUAGGCUGGAUCUGGCCUUUCACUAGUAGCACCCAGACACCCAGAGGAGAGCCACCCACCGCUGUGAAGACAUGCCAGGGUGCCCUCUCUUUCAGGGUGUGUGACAGACACACACAUCUACACACACACACACACUACACACAUACACUAAAGCUCAAUCCAUCCAAACUAUUUUGUGAAAAAGUAUCAUAUCUAAAUCUGAAACGUAAUAGACUACACAUUGCAAGAAUAGAUCACAUAUCUUAACAGAAUGUGUAAUUUUGCCGCCUGUUAAAGACCCAAAAACAAUAUUUCAAAUGAAAAUGUGUUAUUAUUACCUACUUUAGCCAUAUUUUACUUUUGCCAAAACAGUAGUGUGUAGUUCCAGUAGUUAGCUACACCGCUACAUGGUAAAACAGUAGUGUGUAGGUCCUGUAGUUAGCUACACCGCUACAUGGUGAAACAGUAGUGUGUAGUUCCAGUAGUUAGCUACACCGCUACAUGGUAAAACAGUAGUGUGUAGGUCCUGUAGUUAGCUACACCGCUACAUGGUAAAACAGUAGUGUGUAGGUCCUGUAGUUAGCUACACCGCUACAUGGUAAAACAGUAGUGUGUAGUUCCUGUAGUUAGCUACACCGCUACAUGGUAAAACAGUAGUGUGUAGGUCCUGUAGUUAGCUACACCGCUACAUGGUAAAACAGUAGUGUGUAGGUCCUGUAGUUAGCUACACCGCUACAUGGUAAAACAGUAGUGUGUAGUUCCAAUAGUUAGCUACACCGCUACAUGGUGAAACAGUAGUGUGUAGUUCCUGUAGUUAGCUACACCGCUACAUGGUAAAACAGUAGUGUGUAGGUCCUGUAGUUAGCUACACCGCUACAUGGUAAAACAGUAGUGUGUAGUUCCAAUAGUUAGCUACACCGCUACAUGGUAAAACAGUAGUGUGUAGUUCCAGUAGUUAGCUACACCGCUACAUGGUAAAACAGUAGUGUGUAGUUCCUGUAGUUAGCUACACCGCUACAUGGUAAAACAGUAGUGUGUAGUUCCUGUAGUUAGCUACACCGCUACAUGGUAAAACAGUAGUGUGUAGUUACAGUAGUUAGCUACACCGCUAUAUAGCAAUAUAAUUAACUACUGAAAACACCACCAAGAUUUGAAUUUAGUUCAACUACCAAGCUACUGCAAAAUGUAGUUACAUUACUAGUUGAAUUACAUGUAGUUCACUACUACCCAACACUGAGCACUUGUGCACGCAUGCGCACGCACGCACGCACGCACGCACGCACGCACGCACGCACGCACACACACACACACACACACACACACACACACACACACAGAGGUCUGGCCGUCUGAGAGAACAAGCUGAGAGAAUAAUAGGAAUUGAUUAAUAAUAUACUGUACCAGUAUCCAGGCUGCAUCACAACUGGCCGUGAUUGGGCGGCGUAAAAUUGGCCCAGCGCCGCCCGGGUUUGGCCGGUCUAGGCCGUCAUUGUUGAUAAGAAUUUGUUCUUAACUGACUUGCCUAGUUAAAUAAAGGUUAAAUAAAUAAAUAAAUAUAUAAUAAUAAACCACACAAACCUCAUGACUAUGUAUUUCUAUGUCUUCUGUAAGUCUGCAACUGCCUGAAACACUUCCAAAAGAAAUGCCUUUCAGUCUACUAUCAGAUGCAAUAUUAGUAGCUGACUGUCCAGUAUGAUGUGGUGCAUUCUGGAGAGGAAAAUAAAAUAACCUUAAAGUCUUCAAA